This is a messenger RNA of Nannospalax galili (Upper Galilee mountains blind mole rat), 1839 nucleotides long. RefSeq names its product pejvakin (gene Pjvk). NCBI's taxonomy places the organism in Eukaryota, Metazoa, Chordata, Mammalia, Rodentia, Spalacidae. Gene Ontology annotation, biological process: programmed cell death. Gene Ontology annotation, cellular component: cytoplasm. The coding region runs from base 691 to 1749 and encodes 352 amino acids. The transcript is spliced from 6 exons. The record is from RefSeq and is a predicted model, not a curated record.
UCAAAGGCCUGUACUAUCCACCGAAUUGUAGUAGUUUUUAAUUUGUAAUGUGACUUUAAUCUAGAAUUUUAUAAAGAUCUGUGUACAAUUAUUUCCCCCUUUUUCUGUGAACUUAUAUUUGAUAAUAAACACUUGGUUUCAUAAAGAUACAAAACCGAAAAUUAAUGGAAUGCUCACAUUCAUGUUAAUGAAAUGCUCUGUACACUGUAAGGAUUCAAAACAGUGCUUUCUGUUGCCAAAACUCACCUGGUAGACUUGUCAGUGAAUUACCAUUGCAGAUGGUAUCCAGCCUAAUGUUAGCACCCAAAUGAUUUCCUUAGGGCUUUGACUUCUAAACUGGCCCAUUGCUGCUGGGGGAGCACCCUCAGCUGUCGUCUCAUCAAGGACAUUGGUAGCGUGUUUGGAUUCGUUCUCUGCAUAUAUUUUAGUUCUGUAGAUAGCCAUUCCAAGUUAGACUUACUUUGGUGUAUCAUUUUACACUGUUAUCUAUUAUUCAUUACCUCGGCACAUUGAGGGAGGCAGCAUUGUGAACUGCAUGCUGGUAAACCACUUGGUGAGACCAUGCUUUAUGUUUUUAACCUGUGUAAUUGUACUUAGAGUCAAGCAACUCUUUUGUUUUUUGCCUGAUUUUCCUCUUUGAACAUGGAUUUGUUACCUGAGGGACGCAGUUGAUGACGUUUUGAUAUUAAUAUGUUUGCUGCUGCCACCAAGAGCUUUGUCAAGCAAGUUGGAGAUGGAGGGAGAUUAGUUCCUGUUCCAAGCCUCAGUGAAGCUGACAAAUAUCAGCCUCUCAGUCUGGUGGUCAAAAAAAAGCGAUGCUUUUUGUUUCCUAGAUAUAAAUUUGCCUCAACACCUUUUACACUGAAAGAUAUUCUCAUAGGAGACAGAGAAAUUUCAGCUGGUAUUUCCUCUUAUCAAUUACUGAAUUAUGAAGAUGAAUCAGAUGUUUCCCUCUAUGGACGACGAGGCAACCAUAUUGUGAAUGAUGUUGGCAUCAAUGUUACUGGAUCUGAUUCCAUCGCAGUAAAGGCUUCAUUUGGUGUCGUAACCAAACAUGAAGUGGAAGUAUCAACAUUACUUAAGGAAAUUACUGCCAGAAAAAUUAACUUUGACCACAGUUUGAUCCGCCAGUCAAGGAGCUGCCGAAAGGCAGUGCUGUGCGUGGUCAUGGAAAGUAUCCGAACCACACGCCAGUGCUCACUGUCUGUGCACGCGGGAAUUCGAGGGGAAGCCAUGCGGUUUCAUUUCAUGGAUGAACAGAAUCCCAAAGGAAGGGAAAAAGCGAUUGUUUUUCCAGCACAUACAACCAUAGCUUUCAGUGUUUUCGAGCUCUUCAUUUAUCUGGAUGGUGCCUUUGACCUUUGUGUCACUUCAGUGUCAAAAGGAGGAUUUGAAAGGGAAGAAACGGCAUCAUUUGCCCUGCUCUAUCGGCUGAGAAAUAUACUGUUUGAAAGAAACAGGAGGGUGAUGGAUGCCAUCUCUCGUUCCCAACUUUACUUGGAUGAUCUCUUUUCUGACUACUAUGACAAACCUCUCAGCAUGACUGACAUUUCUCUCAAGGAGGGGACUCACAUCAGAGUGAACUUACUGAACCACAACAUUCCUAAAGGGCCCUGCAUACUCUGUGGAAUGGGGAACUUGAAAAGGGAGACAGUCUAUGGGUGCUUCCAGUGCUCUGUGGAUGGGAUGAAGUACGUGAGGCUCCAUGCAGUUCCUUGUUUUGAUAUUUGGCACAAGAGAAUGAAAUAAAAAGAAAAGCUAAUCUGCCUGUUGGUGUUUUAAGUACAAUUGUGUCACAACCCUUUCAUAAAUUAUUUGGGUUUGCUUGGAUGAAUUAAA